AUGGCCUGGGACCGCAUCUCAACAGAGAGCGCCGAGAUUGUGGCGUCUGGAAAGGAUUUUCACACGCGCAUUCAGCCGUCGGCGGCCUGGCACGAGGGAAUUGAUGCUUAUCUCGCACAGAUCGAUUUCUUCCACCAGAACGACUGCCUCAAUGUUUUGCGCGAAAACCACUUCCGCGAUCAUUACUUCUCGGCCACGCAGUUCACGUCCAAGAUCCAUGGCGCUUACACGGCCCAAUGCAUUCACAUGCUUCUGCAGGCGCUCAAGGCGGAGACACAACAGACUUUACAACCAACCGCCGUAUUUCCUGACUAUCUCCAGGGCGAGUGCUCGUAUCCGGACAUUGUCAUCGGAAAUGGCCACAGCACAAGCAGCUGCAAGUGCAGCAACAUGGACGAGGAAGACGAGCCCCGCUGGACGGAUCUGCAGCUUGCCGCCAAGGACGGCGACAUCGCUCUGCAGGCUGCUUAUCUGCUUCUGGCUCCUCUGGCCGUGGUCCGGGCACUGCUCGAGGCCGGAGCCGACGUCAACGCGCCGGUCAGCCGUCACAAGGGCUUCACUGCACUGCAGGCAGCGUGUAUUGCCGAUACUAAAAGCAACAGCAUCACCUACACAAGCCAUCCCCUCGUCGAGCUGCUGCUCACUGCUGGUGCCAAUACUGACGCGCCUGGAAGCAGAUAUCUCGGCGCCAGUGCGCUCCAUGCGGCCGCCCACAUGGGCCAUGCCGACAUUGUGCAGUACCUACUCUCUGCAGGCACCAGCGUCAACUUGGUUGCAGGUCCCUCCCAACAAACACCGCUGCAAACAGCCCUAUUCAAUGACCAUUCUCACGAUCUCUCCUGGGAAGAAUGCCAAUCUGUCGUAAAAUGGCUGCAGGGCAUAGACUCGGGACUUGACUGGACGCCCCUCGACAACUACACUUCCAGGUCCAACGUCAUCCUCGUAACACAGCCGCUGCGACCAAAUAAAUCUGACGCACUCGCCUUUUUGGACAAUCAGCAGCCACCACCGCCUCGAUUUGCCCGAGUGUCCAUCAAGAUGAACGCGCUCGACACACCGGUGAUAGAAGGCUCGCUUCGAAACACUAUCGUACCGCAUCGUUCCGGUUAUGCCGCCCAUCUACCUCACAGUUCGAAAUUCCACCCUUCCACCGUGCUGCAGCGUGCUGCCGCCUGGGUGGACGCGCUAGAAAGACUCAGAGCCGCACUCGUCUAUUUCAGCCAACGCCCUCGACCUGGCCAAUCGCUCGUCGAUUUUUGCCAGCUCGUCAACGGCGAGUCCAUCUCCCAGGGCGACGACCUCGUCCUAUGGCUCAAUCUGGGCAUGCAUCACGGGCUGCACCUCGGAGACCUGCCGAACACUCUAACCACGACCGGCUCCAGAGCCAUCCGGUUUGUUCCAUACAACUACCUUGCACGCGACCGUGCACGUGGUCUUGCAACCGGCGUGCAUCUGCAGCACGCCGGCCAAGGCGGGGUCGACGAUGUUUGGGCCGUGACCCCGCUAGGAGCCGGACAGGGGUCGGUGGAACGGUUGGACUUUUCGGCGGGCCGUUAG
This is a messenger RNA of Grosmannia clavigera kw1407, 1557 nucleotides long. Its product is annotated as ankyrin repeat-containing protein. The coding region runs from base 1 to 1557 and encodes 518 amino acids. Gene Ontology annotation, molecular function: protein binding; quinone binding; primary methylamine oxidase activity. Lineage: Eukaryota; Fungi; Ascomycota; Sordariomycetes; Ophiostomatales; Ophiostomataceae. The transcript has 6 exons. The record is from RefSeq and is a predicted model, not a curated record. Gene Ontology annotation, cellular component: nucleus; cytoplasm. Gene Ontology annotation, biological process: amine metabolic process; mycotoxin biosynthetic process.